AUGGAUGUACACGCCCUGUAUCAUAUGCUGCGGCUCGAAGUUCUGCAUCCGAAAUUGCUAGCCUUCGCAAGGGACGGACCGCUCCCGCUUAUGUGGAACAACCUUACCACUCGCUCCAGUCCCCUUCAGCCAGCGGAAUUUGAAUCUCUCACAGGUCGCAUAGCACUUAUAGCUGGUGCCACGUCUGGAUGUGGGCUGCAGCUGGCGAAGAUUCUCGCAGCACAUUGCUCCCGUCUUAUCAUCACGGCGCGCGAUCCCCAGCGUGGCCAGCGGGCCCUGGAAGAGAUACGCGCAAGCCUGCCGAAAGAAGUCCAACCACAGUUCGAGAUCGAAUUGUGGCCCCUAGAGAUGGGAUCUUUCCAGUCGAUUCAAGAUUUCAACGACCGAUUGCUCUCACUCCCGUCACUUGAUAUUGCGGUCCUCAACGCCGGCGUCUUUCAUCUCCGAUUCGAACGAUCAACAGAUUCGUUCGAGACUCACUUGCAGGUGAACUAUCUUGCGUCCUGUGCACUUUCGCUUUCUCUAGUUACUGUGCUUGGACGCGGUCGGUCCUCCCCGCAUUCCCUCCCUGGAAGGCUACUGAAUGUUACAUCCGAAGGCCACGCACUGGAGGACAUUCCUCCUGGCAAAACACCCAACGAGAUCCUCGAGAGCUUCAAUGACCCCAACUCAUUCACGUGCUAUCAGCGUUACAGGCUUUCAAAGCUUCUUAGUAUGAUUUGGACGCACGAACUGGCUUCAUCAAUUGACAGCAGUGUCCACCGGGUUGAAAUCGCUUCCUUCACGCCCGGAGCCAGUCAAACUCAGAUUUGUCGAGACCUUGGAACUGGGCCUAUCUUGCGCACAGUUAUGAGUCUGUUCUGUCAAUCGGCUGAAGCCGGUGCAUGGACGUACGUCAGGGCCCUGAUUGCGGAUGAGUACCACGGCCGAUAUUUCUUUCGGGGGCACGUUUAUGAGUACGUCUUCAUGCGCUGA
This is a messenger RNA of Aspergillus melleus, 975 nucleotides long. RefSeq lists its product as uncharacterized. The record is from RefSeq and is a predicted model, not a curated record. The transcript has a single exon. Lineage: Eukaryota; Fungi; Ascomycota; Eurotiomycetes; Eurotiales; Aspergillaceae. Bases 1 to 975 code for a protein of 324 amino acids.